Messenger RNA from Metarhizium album ARSEF 1941, 1761 nucleotides. Its product is annotated as Glucan 1,4-alpha-glucosidase, starch-binding protein. NCBI's taxonomy places the organism in Eukaryota, Fungi, Ascomycota, Sordariomycetes, Hypocreales, Clavicipitaceae. Gene Ontology annotation, biological process: polysaccharide catabolic process. The transcript is spliced from 2 exons. The coding region runs from base 1 to 1761 and encodes 586 amino acids. The record is from RefSeq and is a predicted model, not a curated record. Gene Ontology annotation, molecular function: glucan 1,4-alpha-glucosidase activity; starch binding. Gene Ontology annotation, cellular component: fungal-type vacuole.
AUGUACACCAACCUCACUCGCAUCCUGGCUCUGACCGGCCUUUGGCUGGCUGGAGCCGCAGCCCGCCGCCGUCUUUCCGGCAGACUCGACCUGGAUGCCUUCAUCGCCAAACAGAACGAUAUUUCUCUCCAGGGAGUUCUGGCCAACAUUGGCCCUGGUGGAUCAAACGCCCACGCCGCCGCUGCUGGUGCCGUCGUGGCCAGUCCGAGCAAGUCGGAUCCAGACUACUGGUACACGUGGAGCCGCGACUCUGCUCUGACUUUCAAGGUUCUCGUCGAGCUCUUCAUCGCCGGAAACAAGUCGUUACAGCCCAAAAUUGAGGAAUACAUCACCGCUCAGGCUCAAUUACAGGGCUUGACGAAUCCCUCUGGUGGACCAGACACGGGCGGCUUGGGAGAGCCCAAGUUCCAUGUUAAUCUCACAGCCUUCACGGGCGCCUGGGGUAGGCCGCAGCGGGAUGGUCCUCCCUUGCGAGCAACUACCUCCAUCCUUUAUGCUAACUGGCUUUUGUCCAACGGCGGCGAAUCUGAGGCGGCAAACACUGUUUGGCCCGUCAUUGUCAAAGACCUGUCAUAUACCGUCCAAUAUUGGAACCGGACCGGCUUUGACUUGUGGGAGGAAGUCAACGGGUCGUCCUUCUUCACUCUUUCUGCCUCGCACCGUGCCCUGGUCGAAGGCGCCGCUCUCGCCAAGGCACUCGGCAAGCGGUGCCCAGAUUGCGAAGCCAGCGCCCCCAGAAUACUCUGCUUUCUGCAAAGCUUCUGGGCCAAUGGCUACAUCGACUCCAACAUCAACGUAAACGAUGGUCGCACCGGCAAGGACGUCAACUCCAUCCUCUCAUCCAUUCACACUUUCGAUCCUGCCGCCGCCUGCACAGAUUCCACGUUUCAGCCAUGUUCACCUAGAGCAUUGGCAAAUCACAAGGCCGUUGUCGAUUCCUUCCGUACCAUUUAUACCGUCAACCAGGGCAGGACAGCUGGCAGGGCCGCCGCCGUCGGCCGCUACUCGGAAGACGUAUACUACAACGGCAACCCUUGGUACUUGGCUACAAUGGCAGCGGCCGAGCAGAUGUACGCUGCCGCCUAUCAGUGGAAGAAAAAUGGUUACAUCACCGUGGAUACUACAUCACUCCCCUUCUUCAGGGAUCUCGUGGCAGAUGUUUCUGCAGGGACGUAUGCCAAGGACACCGACACCUUCACUUCCAUCAUUCGGGCAGUGACCGCCUAUGGAGACGACUUUGUUGACGUUGUGAAGCAAUACACCCCCACGGAUGGCUCCCUGGCUGAGCAGUAUGACCGAGAAACAGGAACCCCCAAGUCUGCUGCUCACCUGACCUGGUCCUACGCAUCAUUUGUAGGAGCUGCCGAGCGCAGGUCGGGCGUUGUCCCGCCCUCAUGGGGCGAGCCCAAUUCCAAUACUGUCCCCAGAGUUUGCGAGGCUUCUCCUCGCUGUGAUUCCAGCACCAUCUUCAACGUCAAGGUUACCACAGUCCCCGGAGAAAGCAUACUUGUUGUUGGUUCCCUUGCAGAGGUGGGAAACUGGUCACCUGCCGAUGCGAUUCCCUUGGAUGCUUCGCAAUACACUCCCAGCAACCCUCUUUGGAGCGCCAAGGUGACGAUUCCUGCUGCCACCAACUUUGAGUACAAGUAUAUCAAGAAGACGAAUGACGGGAGGGUUGUGUGGGAGAGCGACCCCAAUCGCAGUGCGGCAUCGUCUACCGGAUGCAAUAGCACCAAGACACUAAAUGAUCAGUGGAGAUGA